CGGGAAGCCGAGCCGCCGAGCCGCGAUGCCAUGGCGCCAUGACAGACGUAGGGCUGUGCUCGGAGAAGGAGCGAUGGCUCAAUGAGGUCCCCAAGGAUCAAGCGGACGAGCUUUGGCCCCCGCCAGUGUGGCCUGGGCACUUCUGUCGGAGGUCCUUUCUCCAACUUCGAGAUUCCUCUGGGCUCUCAGCCCAGCAGCCGCCCUACAGUUUUGCAGUGCGCUAUGACCUGCGUCCGCUCUCCAAGCAGAUGUCAGGCGUCUCGGCCUAUUUGAUGCUGAUGGACGGGGAGUCGCUGCGGCGCAUCGGCAAAGGCUCAGGGCUGGACCUGGUGGCCGCUGCCAAGUCGUGGAUCGCGCGGCAUGCGCUGUGUGCCCCGCCACAGUUGUUGGCCCGGGACGCGGAUGGGAAACUCACGGGGGAAGUGGUGGCCCAGCCGGAUCCCCAUCUGUAUGGCAACGGUGAAGGCGUCCUGCUGAUGUCCGUGGUGCUGACGGCGGAUCUGAAAGACUGGAGGGAUUGGCGGCCCGUUGGGGACCUGAUGAGCUAUCGCUUGGGAAGUCCUCCUGUGCAGUGUGGUCUCUGUGGAAUGGCCGUGGCGCAACGAGACCUGCUGGCGCAUCAGAAGGAAUGUCUGGAGGUGAUGAUCCCUUGCCCUCGCUGUGGGAAGAGGGUGCUGAUCCGGGAGCUCUCAGCACAUCAGAAGGGCCGGGACUGCCUCAGUCAGCUGGUGAUGUCAACCCAGACGGAGGACUUGGAAACCGAAGACGUGGGAUCUCAGUGCGUGACCCCUGCCCUGCUGCCCGUGGCUGUCCAGACCAGUUAUGCCUCGGCAUUGCUUGCCCCGAGCAUCCGCGCAGAAGAGGCGGUGCCAGCUCUGGUGCCCUCCCUGGCGAUCCGCUGGCAGGCGCCACCCAGCCAGGUGCGGCAGAUGCUAACAGAAUAUCAGCUGACUGUGAGUGAAUUCAUGGGUGGCGAUGAGCGCUGGAAACACUUGCGUGUGGAGCUGCUGGACAUUGAGCGCCUGGAGAAGCUAUCAGGGUUGUCCAACGGCGAGCUGCGACACGAGCUCACCAACUUGCGGCCUGGGACCAAGUAUCGAUUGGAGCUUCAGCUGCGAGCGGUGGACGGAUGCCUCGGCCCCAAGGCACAAGUGACGCUCCACACGCUGAGUCGCCUGGCAGGCUUCGAGGGCUUGUCGGAAGAUGAGCGGCUGCAUUUGGCCAGUGCCAUGGUUCCGGAAGGUCCGGCCCAAAGGCCCGAAUCCUUGAGCGUCAGGGAACAAGCCACACAAGCUGGGCCUGGCUUUGUUACAGGUGCCUGCAAGAGCGAAAUCAGCCGAGAGGUUGGGGUCCAAGCGUUUCCGAAAAUCUUUACAGAGACCGCCUGCCAAAUUGACCCACUGGUGGCCAUCCAAAAAGACACGGCCAGCGGACCGGAAUGGCCCUUGCUCUCCCAUUGUGCUGUGCAAUGCAAGGCCGGUAGUCGGGAGUCGUCCAGCCAGUGCGAAGUGAAGUUGUCGGACUGUUCCUGUCAGGCGCAAUUUCCAGCACGGCCUUACACGGGGGACCAGAAGGCAGAACUGGAGAUGGAUUUGCAAUCAGGAGUUCCAGGUUGGAGGGAAGUGCUGCAGCAGACAGGCUUCAGCCAGUUGCUGCGCCUUCUGCUGGUCGUGAUGGGUAACGCCACGGCGUUGGCAGGGAUCCUCCUGGCAGAUUUGGUGCCCCAGGAGAUGUGGCCCAUGCUGGCCAGCCUCAUCGUUUUGCUGCCCUUCAAUGCUCUGGAGCUCCUCUUCUUCCAGACCUUUCCGCCCAGCCGCCGCUCCAGCACCAAGCUGCGGAUCUGGCGAUGGCGGCAUCCCAACACGAACAUGUUGAUUCAGGCCGCAGUCGUGACGAUCUCGCCCGACGCGUUGCAUUUUUACCGUGCGCCCAUGCAGCCUGGAGGUCGCCGCUUUACUGGCGUGGUGGGCCCUCAGCCAGAGAGCCCUGUGCGGAAGGUGCCGGGUACCACGGAGCUGUGUGCUGCGAAGUGCCCGAUGUGUAGCCAGCUGUCGCCCAUUCCUCGGAUGGGUGACUUGUGGCGGAGCAGCCGUUUCCUGCUUUAUUGCCACCUCCCCCAGCUGGUUCUGGCCAUCUUACUGCUGCUUCGCCGCAUCGACCUGGGUCUGGUGUCAGAGCUGGAUGUGGGGCGUGUGGCGUUGCACGGCUUCACGGUGUUGGCGCAUGGCAUCUGCAUUCUGUGGAUCGUGGGGCACUGGUUGCAGUACCGCUUUCGCCGAAAAUCGCAGAAGCUCAAGGUUUCAGACCUCAUCGCGGAGCCCUAA
Messenger RNA from Cladocopium goreaui, 2324 nucleotides. NCBI's taxonomy places the organism in Eukaryota, Dinophyceae, Suessiales, Symbiodiniaceae. The record is from the annotation of a GenBank genome assembly.